ACUUUAGGUGUGAUAAUUAACUCUUAUUAUGACAAUCACAGUUUAUUUCAACAUGGAAACAAGGGGCGAAAAUAUGGGUCACCAGUACGAAUAUUUACCAAUAUUGACCCUAGUUGUAUUGAGUUACCAAAAGACGAAGGGUACAAAUACUGUAAAGUUUGUAAAAGAUGGAUUUCAUCUGAAAAUAAUCAUUGUAAUAAGUGUAAUUCUUGCACAUCAAAAGAUGGGAGGACAUACAAACAUUGCGAUUCUUGCGAUAGAUGCGUUAAACCAAGUUGGAAACAUUGUGAAAAAUGUAAUAGAUGCGCACAGCCCGAUCAUAAAUGCGGAGAUAUUGAAUUUUCACAGGAAUGUUUUCACUGCAAAGAAAAGGGUCACAAGAAAAGGGACUGCCCUAAGGUUAAUCACGAGGAAUUACAAGCGAAACGUAAAAAGGGCAUUAAUAGUAUUGGAAAGAAAAAGAAAAAAAUGAAAACUAAAUAACUUUUUAUACUGCUGAAUAACAAACGAGACAAAUUAAUAAAUAUAUAUUUAAUUUGUAAACUAUUCCUCAUUUACCAUUUCUUGGGCCCAUAUCCAAAAGGGAAAACAAAAACGUAUAGCUAGACUUUUGUCUGUAUGUCUCUUUCUUAUAACUUGUAAUGCUGUGUGUACUACCCCAUUAUGUAAACAGCUAGAUCACUGUGUACCGUGAACAAACUAAACCUUUAUAUAUAGAAACAAAUGUGCAUGCGACAUACUAUUGAGUACCUACUCUAGUACCUCAUCAGGAGUAUUGAUUAUAAGUAAAGAAAAAACUAAGUACAUCAAACAUUUUUUAUUUAAUAAGAAGGAAGUAACUGAUAUAAAAAAUGUCAAUGAUUAAUUCAAUUAAUUUUUUCAAUAUUUACAUUUGGUUUUUGAUUUACACUUAAACUACCUCUAAUAUUAUAAAUACAGAACUGACUUUAUUCUUUAUCUACAAAAUGCCCAAAAGAAU
Messenger RNA from Agrilus planipennis (emerald ash borer), 979 nucleotides. RefSeq names its product zinc finger CCHC domain-containing protein 4-like. Gene Ontology annotation, molecular function: nucleic acid binding; zinc ion binding; rRNA (adenine-N6-)-methyltransferase activity. The annotation marks the transcript as partial. Gene Ontology annotation, cellular component: nucleolus; cytoplasm. The transcript is spliced from 3 exons. The record is from RefSeq and is a predicted model, not a curated record. Gene Ontology annotation, biological process: rRNA methylation. NCBI's taxonomy places the organism in Eukaryota, Metazoa, Arthropoda, Insecta, Coleoptera, Buprestidae.